Mangifera indica (mango) is the source of this 1330-nucleotide messenger RNA. Its product is annotated as PGR5-like protein 1B, chloroplastic. The coding region runs from base 225 to 1103 and encodes 292 amino acids. Gene Ontology annotation, cellular component: chloroplast thylakoid membrane. Lineage: Eukaryota; Viridiplantae; Streptophyta; Magnoliopsida; Sapindales; Anacardiaceae. Gene Ontology annotation, molecular function: oxidoreductase activity, acting on iron-sulfur proteins as donors. The record is from RefSeq and is a predicted model, not a curated record. The transcript is spliced from 7 exons. Gene Ontology annotation, biological process: photosynthetic electron transport in photosystem I.
CAUGAUCCCACUCCAGAAAAAACAAUCAGCAACAAUAAUCAAGAUAUUUACGCGCCAAAACGAAACGAGAACUUCAAGGGCAAUCUCGUCCACUAAAUAAGCUAACGAGGUCCUCUCGCAUUUUGUGGCUACCAUCAGACGCCUCUUCUUCACUCCCACUGUACAGACCAUUUUCCACCGUCUUAUUAUCACUGCAGUAGUGUGGCUUCUCUACUCUUCGGUUCAUGGCCGGCACGUGCAACUCCCUCUCGCCUCACGUGAUCGGAAACACUGUUAUCGAACUAUCUCGAAAUGGCAGGACUGGAGCUGCGUUUUCGGUUCGGAUAUCCACGAAGAGCCAUGGAGUCACCACGGCCUCCACCGCUACGUGUAACAAGAAGGAAGGUCCGUCGUGCAUAUACGUCGGACCUAUCGAGACCGCCAGUAAAGAAACUCUAGAAGCUCUCUAUCGACAAGCACGCGAUGCAUAUUACAGCGGAGAACCUUUGAUAGUUGACGACAUGUUUGAUAGAGUGGAGUUAAAGUUGCGGUGGUAUGGCUCAAAAUCUGUUGUAAAGUAUCCUCGUUGUAGUAUCCGGCGACAGUCAACAUAUGCAGAUGCGGAGGAAGAUCUAUCACAGGUUCUUGCAUUAGCGAGCAUAUGGAUCCUCAUAUUUGGUAUUGGCAGUUCUAUAUGUUUUGUGCCCAUGAUCUACACUGUAGCUCUAGCAUAUCAGGAUGCAUUCAGUAAGGGAAUAUCCUAUGGCAGUCAAGCAUCUGUGUCAGGGUUUCUCGCAAUGGCAAAUGUUAUUCUUUUCAUGGCAGUGGGUGCAUUAAUUGGCUAUCCAGUUGCCUCAGCCUCUGUUAGAGUGCUUCAGGGCCUGUGGUGGAAUGACUUGGUGGCAUUGAAAGGGGCAUGCCCAAAUUGCGGAGAAGAGGUAUUUGCAUUUGUGACAUCAGAUCAAACCAAAACCUCCCCCCAUAGAGCAGACUGUCAUGUAUGUGAGUCCUUACUAGAAUUCCGUACGAAGGUUGAGCAAUCAGGUUCAAGACUAGGAAGACAGUGGGUUUGUGGUCGCAUAUAUCUUCUAUCAAGGAGAAACAGACGCCAAAGAUAUUUGUAAGAUGUCUUAGCAAUUUCCGUAUCACCAUGUAUAGAAGCAUGAUUCUUUCCUGCCUUUUUUUCUGGGCAGUUUGUGAUCAUAUGAAGUUAUUAAGGGAUGGGGGUAUAAUCGACAGAACAGUGAUCUAUUGAACAUAUUUUAUUGUAGAAUUAACUCAAUUUUAAGAUGCAAGUUAAAACUGUAAAAGUUGGGUUCCCUUGAAAAAUAAAGUUAUUAGUUAACGUCGA